Melospiza georgiana is the source of this 1623-nucleotide messenger RNA. RefSeq names its product acyl-CoA thioesterase 12 (gene ACOT12). The record is from RefSeq and is a predicted model, not a curated record. Gene Ontology annotation, cellular component: extracellular exosome. The coding region runs from base 1 to 1623 and encodes 540 amino acids. NCBI's taxonomy places the organism in Eukaryota, Metazoa, Chordata, Aves, Passeriformes, Passerellidae. Gene Ontology annotation, molecular function: acetyl-CoA hydrolase activity; lipid binding. The transcript has 15 exons.
AUGGCUGCGUGCAUGUGCCGGACCGUGCUGCCGGCCGACUCCGGGCCCCGCGGGGAGCUGGGCGCGGGGCCGCUGCUGCGAUGGAUGGACGCCGCCGCCUGCCUCGCAGCUGAGAAACACGCUGGGGUGUCCUGUGUGACAGCGUCCAUGGAUGACAUUCAGUUUGAAGAGGCUGCCAGGGUUGGGCAAAUUAUUGCCAUCAGAACAAAGGUGAACAGAGAAUUCCAAACCCUCAUGGAGGUUGGCAUCAAGGUGACAGUACAGGAUGUUUUGACUAAUGCUGAAAAGAUUGUGAGUGUGGCAUAUGCAACAUAUGAGGCCAAACCAGUUGGUGCUGAAAAGAUUGAGUUAAAACCCAUAGAGCUUCAGUCUGAAGAAGACCACCUGGAGCACUUCCUGGCUCAGGAGAGGAGCAUAAUCCGUACGGGCUAUUUGGAGGUCUUUCAGAAGGUGAUGCAGGAGAGCAAUAGUGAAGAUCCUUGCGAAGAUAAAGAUGCAGUUUCAGCUGAGCAUACCCACGUACAGAGCACUGAGCUUGUCCUGCCUCCUCAUGCAAACCAUCAUGGGAACACUUUUGGUGGCCAGAUCAUGGCUUGGAUGCAGACAGUGGCAAGCAUUUCAGCAAGCCGCCUGUGUCGUUCACACCCCGUCCUGAAGGCAGUUAACAGGUUCAGAUUCUGGGGGCCGUCCUUUGUGGGUGACCGCCUGGUCUUCAAUGCCAUUGUCAACAACACUUUCCACAGCAGUGUGGAGGUUGGUGUCCGUGUGGAGGCUUACAGCUGUGGAGAGUGGAUCCAGGAGCAGCCACGGCACAUCUGCAGUGCAUUCCUCACUUUCUCUGCUUUGGAUGACAGAGGGGAGCCACUCACCUUCCCCAGGGUCAGGCCCACUACUCAGGUUGGUGUGAGGAGGUACUAUGGAGCUAUUGCCAGGAGGAGGAUUCUGCUCAGCAGUAAAUGCAUCCUCUCUGCUAAAGAGGACAAGCCCUCUGAUGCCUGGGAGACAAGCAACCAGGCGUAUUUGAAUUACAAAAACGUGGCUGCGCUGACACUUCUGGCAGGAAAACCAGGGUGGGACAUAACCAAGACUCUGGAUGAUGUGAAAAUCUGGACCCACGAGGAGGGUGAUGUGCUGUCAUUUAAGGUGGAGAUGCAGGUGAAGGUCCCAUCCCACAUAGCCUUCUCCCUGCUGUCUGACUUCAGGCUCCGCCAGCGCUGGGACAGACACUACUUGGCAUGUGAGGUCCUGCAGGAUGUGAGUGAGAGGGAGAAGAUUUACCACGUCAUCUCUGGCCCCACGGCAGGCCGCCAGCCCAAGGACUUUGUGAUUCUGGUAUCCCAAAGGGAGCCCUGCCAGCCACAGAUGCCUUACACGGUGGCAGUGAGGUCGGUGACCCACAGGGCCAUGCCCCCACGCCCAGAGUACUCCAGGAGUGAAAUCCUCUGUGCUGGCUUCCAGAUCCACAGCACCAGCAGCAGCUCCUGCACUGUGUGUUACUUCAAUCAAGUGACAUCAGGAGUUAUGCCUUACUUAACUGCAAAUCUUACUGGCUCAUCAAAAUCCAUUGAAGACACUGCUUUGGACUGUAUAAAGUUCUUGGAGCUGGAAGGCAGCAAGUGCUGA